This is a messenger RNA of Leptopilina heterotoma, 949 nucleotides long. RefSeq lists its product as uncharacterized. The transcript is spliced from 3 exons. NCBI's taxonomy places the organism in Eukaryota, Metazoa, Arthropoda, Insecta, Hymenoptera, Figitidae. The record is from RefSeq and is a predicted model, not a curated record. The coding region runs from base 377 to 949 and encodes 190 amino acids.
UAAGCAAUUUUAUCAUCAAAAUAACUAAUAAUAAUAACGUUUUUUUUUUAAAUUUUUGGUUACACGGAAUGUAACAGUCCUCCUUCCUUAAAUUUGUUUAUCGUCCUCGAUAAACUUAUUUAUGAAGACCUAUUUAUUUGUUUGCAUAAUUUGUAUUAUGCUGACACGGAAGUUUUGAUGUUGCUCAUGAGGCUGCUUCUUCACACGUGCUAAUCUGAUUGCAUCAUUAGUAUUAGUGAUAAGAAUGGAGCAGUCCUGCGACCUAAAUAUGUGUUAUUGUCUUAGUGACAAUUUGACUUAGGUUAGUGACCUGAAAAGCAGAUAAAAUGCCUUUUGAUGAGGUGUACAGUUUGUUUCUUCUGCAUGUUGAUUGGGGAUGGUCAGUAUAUUGCAGCAUCUUCGAGUAGUCAUCAUGAAUCCUGCUCCAUAUAGUUUCGAUGCAUAUAGGAGGAGCGUGAGAAUGCCGACAGUACGCACUUUAAACCAGCUUUUUUGCCUAAUAAGUGAAUUAGGAAGAUUGAUGCAACGAGCUCAAUAUCUCCAGGAGUUUGUGCGUUAUCCGAUUUUACACGCAUCUUUAUCAACAGAGAGGUGCAGAUUUCCAAUUCUUCAUGAUGGUCCAUGUCCAGAUGAACAAUUUAUACGUAAUAAAAGAUUGGCAAAUCGUGAGGAGUUUUUUGAAGUGAUGUCACGCGUUCAAUUAUUAACACAGGAGAUGCAGCGUAUCUUGCGCAGAAUAACUUUACAUCCGGCUCCUCUUCCAACAUUAUCGCCUUCCAGUUUUGGAGGUAAUCCUGAUCGAUUUUGUGUUUGCGGUCGUUAUUUCCAUAUGCAGUUCAAUCCUUAUAGAUGUAGAUGCGGUCAUGAGACAGUGGAUCCUUCAUUUCCGCGUAUUAUGGUUCGCAACGUUGAAGAUGGUAUUCCAACUGUUUGUAUUGAAGAUGCGUAA